CUGCGCUCCAAUUUCCAAUUCAUUUACUAUUCAAUCCCAAUCCUGUACCGUUGGACGGUGGACGGUGACACUUUUUUUUACCCUCUCAAGAAGCUCUUCUCAAUGGCUUCAAUGGCUUCUUCAACCACUUAUUGUUUCUGCAACCGUUACAGAACUGCUCGCUUACUUUCUGUUCCCAUUCCCACCUUCCCCCGUAUCCUCCUCUGCCACCAGCAGCAAAACCGCGGCAAAUCCGCUGAAAAUGUCAAUCGAAGGGAAAUAGUAUUGCGGAGCAGCGAAUUAGCGGUCAUUGGAGCCAUUUUUAACUUGAGUGGGAAAAAGCCAGAAUAUCUUGGUGUGCAGAAAAACCAACCAAGUUUGGCACUGUGUCCAGCAACUAGGAACUGUAUAUCUACUUCAGAAAAUGUCAGCGAUCUCACCCAUUAUGCUCCACCAUGGGAUUAUAACCCAGGCGAAGGAAGAGGCAAGAAAGAUCCUAUAAGCAGAGAAGUGGCAAUGCAGGAACUUAUCCAAGUGAUAAAAUCAACAAAACCCGACAAGUUUACACCAAAGAUAGUAGAGCAGAAAGAUGACUAUUUAUUAGUUGAAUAUGAAAGUCCCAUACUAGGGUUUGUGGACGACGUCGAGUUUUGGUUUCCACCAGGCAAGAAGUCAAUAGUAGAAUACCGAUCAGCAUCUCGGAUUGGGAACUUUGAUUUUGAUAUCAAUAGAAAGAGAAUCAAGGCUCUUAGACUGGAAUUAGAGAAGAAAGGAUGGGCUCCAGUAGAAAGCUUUUAAAAAGAAGGGAUUUGGUUCUUUUUACUUUCUGUGUUCAAUAAACUUCACAAUAUAUACAAGAUAAUUUUACAUUUAUUGAGGAGAUUCCUUCGUUGUAAUGGACAAUUAUGUGAAACAUUAAUUGGAGGGUGGUUCUCUUUUAUGACAAUCCCUCCUAUAUAUAAAAAAUGUGUAUAUCUGUUUGUAUAAAA
Molecule: messenger RNA, 968 nt
Organism: Cucumis melo (muskmelon)
Lineage: Eukaryota; Viridiplantae; Streptophyta; Magnoliopsida; Cucurbitales; Cucurbitaceae
Exons: 7
Coding region: 103-777 (224 amino acids)
Source: RefSeq, a predicted model, not a curated record